AUGAAUCGAGUAUUCACUUACAAGUUCGACACGCCCACCUUCAAGGGUACUACUCAAGUCAACACCGGUCUGUUCAUCAAUGGAAAGUUCGUCGACCCCAUCGAGGGUGGCUCCAUCGACGUCACUAACCCAGCUACUGGAAAGGUGAUCACAACCAUCGCUGGGGGCACAAAGAAAGACAUCGAUGUCGCAGUCAAAGCGGCCAAGGAGGCGUACAAGAACUCGUGGGGCCUAAAGUGUCCUGGGGCCCAAAGGGGGCGAUAUCUAUCCAAGCUCGCAGACCUCGUCGAGAAGAACAUCGAUGAGAUGGCUGCAUUGGAGACUUUGAAUGUCGGAAAACCAUUCAAGACCGCGAAGAAUAGUGAUCUUACUGAUAUGAUCUCUGUUCUCAGAUACUAUGCCGGAUGGGCGGACAAGAUUCAUGGGAAAGUAAUUGAAACCUACGAGGAAAAAUUCAGCUAUACUCGACAUGAACCUUACGGCGUUGUGGGCCAAAUUGUACCAUGGAACUUCCCUAUGCUGAUGGUGGGAUGGAAGCUCGGCCCGGCGCUGGCCACAGGGAAUACCGUUGUCCUAAAGCCGUCCGAAAUCACCCCUUUGACCGCUCAACGCCUCUGCGAUUUCAUCAUCGAGGCCGGGUUCCCACCUGGUGUUGUCAAUAUCGUCAAUGGCUACGGUAGCACGGCUGGUCAGGCAAUCAGCGAACAUCCAAACAUCUCCAAGGUUGCUUUCACCGGCAGUACCCUAGUGGGAAGGAAGAUCCAAGAAGCGUCAGCCAAAUCGAAUUUGAAAGCCGUCAGUCUGGAGCUUGGAGGAAAGAGUCCAUGCAUUAUUUUUGACGAUGCAGAUAUUGAACAAGCUGUGAAAUGGGCUGCUACGGGUAUCUUCUCAAAUGCGGGUCAAAUAUGCAGUGCUUCUUCUCGAAUUCUGCUCCAGGAAACCAUCUAUGACACUUUUGUCGAAAAGUUCACUGCGCUCGCCAAAAGUUUGCAGCAUGUAACCGGUGAUCCUUUCGACGCGGACACCAAACAUGGGCCUCAGGUUUCGCAGAUACAAUUUGACCGCGUCAUGGGUUACCUCGACUCCGCCAAGGAGGAAGGAGCGCAGUUCCAUGUCGGUGGAGAGAAACAUGGCAUGGGAGAGGGUUUCUUUAUCCAGCCGACUAUCUUCACCGGCGGGCCCCACAUGAAAGCGGUCAAGGAGGAGAUUUUCGGGCCGGUGGCCGCUCUAAUCAAGUUUAAGACUGAAGAAGACGCGAUCGAGUUGGCGAACGACUCAUCUUAUGGUCUGGCUGCGGCAGUCUUUACAGAGAACUCGAGUAAAGCCAUCCGAGUGACUCAUGCUCUGGAGGCUGGUACUGCCUACGUUAAUUGCUAUGGUGACUUGGAGCCUUCCCUUCCGUUCGGAGGUUACAAGCAAUCUGGCAAUGGGCGGGAGCUGGGUGAGUAUGCGUUGAAUAUGUACUCGGAAGUCAAAGCUGUUCAUAUGAACAUCGGAUUGAAAUUGUAA
Guyanagaster necrorhizus is the source of this 1509-nucleotide messenger RNA. Its product is annotated as aldehyde dehydrogenase. NCBI's taxonomy places the organism in Eukaryota, Fungi, Basidiomycota, Agaricomycetes, Agaricales, Physalacriaceae. The transcript is spliced from 14 exons. The coding region runs from base 1 to 1509 and encodes 502 amino acids. The record is from RefSeq and is a predicted model, not a curated record. Gene Ontology annotation, molecular function: oxidoreductase activity, acting on the aldehyde or oxo group of donors, NAD or NADP as acceptor.